AUGACUCCUGCUCCGCCCAAUGCGAGCGAAAAGAGUGGGCAUAAUAGCGACAGUCCAUCUGACUCUCAGGUCGAGUAUGCCAUCAACCAGCCAGUUAUCGUGGAUGAAGCAACUGAGAAGAAGUUGAUGAGGAAGGUGGACAUGCGGCUGAUUCCAAUGGUGAUGUGGAUGUACCUGAUGAGUUUCAUGGAUCGAGUUUCGAUUGGAAAUGCUAGGCUAUACGGCAUGGAGUCUGACUUGGGAUUGGUAGGCAGCCAGUACCAGGUCGGUAUUUCCGUCCUUUUCAUUACCUACUGUCUGUUCGAAGCGCCAUCGAACAUGGUCCUGAAGCAGCUGAGGCCGAAAUACUAUCUCGGGGCUCUGACGCUGGCAUGGGGUCUCGUUGCAACAUUUUCGGCCUUCAUCCAGAACUUCACAGGUCUUCUCGUGAUCCGACUUCUCUUGGGACUCUUCGAGGCCGGCCUGUUCCCUGGACUUGUGGUAUACUUGACCAUAUUCUACAACAAACGUCAUAUUGCCCUGCGAAUGGCAUAUCUCUUCACAACAGCCGCAAUAGCUGGCGCUGUUGGAGGUCUUGUCUCAUACGGAAUCGGCUUCAUGGACAACGAUCCGAACGACGCCAGUACGAACCCUGGUGAUCCCGGAUACGUGAUGCCACCGGGCACAGCAGGAUGGAGAGCCUGGCGUUGGAUCUUCGCGAUCAACGGAGCUUUGACCGUCGUCACUGCAUUUGCCAUUCCAUUCGUCCUCGCCGACAAUCCCGAGACGGCUAGUUUCCUGACUGAAGAAGACCGCCGGAAUAUGAUUCUCCUCCGACAGGCAGAAGUAGGCCAGACCGUAUCAGGCCAAGAGUUCUCCAUGAAGGAUGCAAAGGAAGCCUUUAAAGACUGGAAGGUUUAUGUCAUGGCCGUUUGUCAGUUCUGCAGUAACACCACACUUUACGCAUUCAGCGUUUUCCUGCCCACCAUCAUCCGGGAGACGGGUGAUUACUCCAUCGCGGAGGUCCAAUGUCUAACCAUCCCAAUCUACGCCCUCGGAACAGCAGUCUACCUCUCCUGCGCCAUUUGGAGCGACAGCAUCCAAAUCCGCGGCCCUUUUCUCGUCUUCAACAUCUUCGGCGUCAUUGCCGGCUACAUUCUUCUCCUCACAUACGCCAACCCGGCCGCGGCGCUCGUAGGGUKUUUUCUCAUCGGAGGCUGCAUUUUCACGUGCUGUGGAAUGGCCAUGCCUUGGAUGUCGACGAACAAUCCUCGAUAUGGGAAACGCACGACCGCGAAUGGGAUUCAGCUUACGCUGGGGAAUGCUUCGGGGGUGUUGUCGCCGUUUUUGUUCGUGGGGAGUGGACCGGUGUAUGUGGAGGGGUAUGCGGUUGCUAUUGCGUUGUUGGGGUUGAACAGUUCGUUGUUUACGGGUAUGCACUUUUAUUGGAGGCGGCGAAAUGCUAACAAGAGGGCUGGCAAGGAGGAUUGGAUGGUUGAGGGGCUUUCCGAGGAUGAGGUCAAAGAGGCGGGUGAUCGGAACCCGAAUUACUUCUUUACAAUAUAG
Messenger RNA from Ramularia collo-cygni, 1545 nucleotides. Its product is annotated as related to putative tartrate transporter. Gene Ontology annotation, molecular function: transmembrane transporter activity. Gene Ontology annotation, cellular component: membrane. The record is from RefSeq and is a predicted model, not a curated record. The transcript has 6 exons. Lineage: Eukaryota; Fungi; Ascomycota; Dothideomycetes; Mycosphaerellales; Mycosphaerellaceae. Gene Ontology annotation, biological process: transmembrane transport. Bases 1 to 1545 code for a protein of 514 amino acids.